Knipowitschia caucasica is the source of this 1554-nucleotide messenger RNA. The record is from the annotation of a GenBank genome assembly. NCBI's taxonomy places the organism in Eukaryota, Metazoa, Chordata, Actinopteri, Gobiiformes, Gobiidae.
AUGUUUGGAACGGAAUCGUCACUCAGCAUGUUUCUGAACACACUCACCCCUAAGUUCUACGUGGCGCUAACUGGAACCUCCUCCCUCAUCUCCGGACUCAUCCUGAUCUUUGAGUGGUGGUACUUCCGGAAGUAUGGCACGUCUUUCAUCGAGCAGGUCUCCGUGAGCCACCUACGCCCUCUGCUGGGAGGAGUGGACACUGCAACCCCCAACAACAACAGCAGCAGCAGCAGCAGCAGCAGCAACGGAGAGACGGACUCCAGUCGUCAAAGUGUCUCAGAAUGUAAAGUUUGGAGAAAUCCACUAAAUUUGUUCAGAGGAGCGGAGUAUAACCGAUACACGUGGGUGACGGGUCGCGAGCCUCUCACCUACUACGACAUGAAUCUGUCGGCACAGGAUCACCAGACGUUCUUCACCUGCGACUCGGAUCACCUCCGGCCGGCAGACGCCAUUAUGCAGAAGGCGUGGAGAGAGAGAAAUCCUCAGGCCAGAAUCACAGCGGCUCACGAAGCUCUGGAGCUGGAAGACUGUGCCACGGCCUACAUCCUGCUGGCCGAGGAGGAGGCCACGACCAUCAUGGAGGCCGAGCGGCUCUUCAAACAGGCGCUGAAGGCCGGAGAGCUGUGCUACAGGAGGAGCCAGAGUCUACAGCACCACAGCACGCAGUACGAGGCUCAGCACCGGCGAGACACAAAUGUUCUCGUUUACGUAAAGCGGCGUUUGGCCAUGUGCUCGAGGAAGCUGGGAAGAACCAGAGAAGCUGUAAAAAUGAUGAGAGAUUUAAUGAAAGAGUUCCCGCUCCUAAGCAUGUUCAACAUCCAUGAGAACCUGCUGGAGUCUCUCCUGGAGCUGCAGAACUAUGCGGACGUCCAGGCUGUGCUCGCCAAAUACGACGAUAUAAGUUUACCAAAGUCAGCCACGAUCUGCUACACAGCGGCUCUGCUGAAGGCACGGGCGGUUUCUGACAAAUUCUCUCCAGAGGCUGCAUCCAGACGAGGCCUGAGCACAGCAGAGAUGAACGCAGUAGAAGCCAUUCACAGAGCGGUGGAGUUCAACCCACACGUCCCCAAAUACUUGUUGGAGAUGAAGAGCCUGAUCCUGCCCCCGGAGCACAUCCUGAAGCGUGGGGACAGUGAGGCCAUCGCCUAUGCCUUCUUCCACCUGCAGCACUGGAAGAGAGUGGAGGGAGCUCUGAACCUACUGCACUGCACCUGGGAAGGAACGUUCAGGAUGAUCCCGUACCCUCUGGAGAAGGGGCACCUGUUCUACCCCUACCCCAUCUGCACCGAGACAGCAGACCGCGAGCUGUUACCCACAGUGUUCCAUGAGGUGUCCGUUUACCCCAAAAAGGAGCUGCCUUUCUUCAUCCUAUUCACGGCCGGACUCUGCUCCUUCACCGCCAUGUUGGCUCUGCUCACGCACCAGUUUCCAGAACUCAUGGGGGUCUUCGCCAAAGCCUUCCUGAGCACACUGUUCGCUCCUCUGAACUUCAUCAUGGAGAAAGUGGAGAGCAUUCUACCCUCCAGCCUGUGGCACCAGCUCACACGCAUCUGA